Arachis duranensis is the source of this 2142-nucleotide messenger RNA. RefSeq names its product cysteine protease ATG4. Gene Ontology annotation, molecular function: protein-phosphatidylethanolamide deconjugating activity. The transcript has 10 exons. The record is from RefSeq and is a predicted model, not a curated record. The coding region runs from base 201 to 1805 and encodes 534 amino acids. NCBI's taxonomy places the organism in Eukaryota, Viridiplantae, Streptophyta, Magnoliopsida, Fabales, Fabaceae.
GAAGUUGGAGGAAAGAAAAACAUGGGACGGCCAGAGAGGUAGAGAGGGAAGAAGAAGAAGAGAAGUGGAGUCUCAACCAAGUCUCCCAAUACCUCUAUAACACUUCAAGAUCCUCCUGGUCUGUUUCCCCUUCACCUGCAGAUAUUGGCCUACACUCGAUUUUUUUCUAUGAACCAACUCAUGUUUUCUGUGGCUUCAUAAUGGUAUUGAAGAGUAUCUGUGAGAGGAUCAUUGGUGCAACAUGUUCUUCUAAAAGCUCAGUUGAGACUAUAGAUAACAGUCAGGUGCCUGCUUCUUUGAAAGUAGGGUCUGGUGAAAGUAAGUAUCCUAACACUUCCUUGUGGUCAGGCUUCUUUCCAUCUGGUCUUUUGGUCUCUGAAACGCAUAGUGAACCAUCGCCUUCUGAAAAGAAAGCAGUUUAUUUUGGAAAUAGUGGGUGGGCAGCUGCUGUGUGGAAAGUUGUUAACAGUGGCUCGAUGAGGAGAUUUCAAGAACGUGUACUUGGGACAGGGAGGACUGAGAUUUCAAGUUCCGAUGGUGAUAUAUGGCUUCUGGGUGUCUGCCAUAAUAUUUCACAACAAGAAUCAACUGCAAAUGUAGAUACUAGAAACGAGUUUGCUGCAUUUGAGCAAGAUUUUUCUUCAAAAAUCUUAGUAACAUAUCGGAAAGGCUUUGAUGCUAUUGGAGAUUCAAAGUAUACUAGUGAUGUUAAUUGGGGAUGUAUGUUUCGGAGCAGCCAGAUGCUUGUAGCUCAGGCAUUGCUCUUUCAUAAAUUAGGUAGAUCAUGGAGGAAAAAUAUUGAUAAGCCACUGGAUAAAGAAUAUAUUGAGAUCUUACAAAGUUUUGGUGAUUCGGAGGCUUCUGCUUUCUCUAUUCACAAUCUCCUUCAAGCCGGUAAAGAUUAUGGCCUUGCUGUUGGGUCAUGGGUGGGCCCAUAUGCCAUGUGUCGAACAUGGGAAGUUCUAGCUCGUAACCAGAGGGAGACAGACAACCUUGCAGAGCAGCCACUUCCAAUGGCAAUUUAUGUUGUCUCUGGAGAUGAAGAUGGAGAACGUGGUGGAGCACCAGUUGUCUGCAUUGAAGAUGCAUCCAAACGAUGUUCUGACUUUUCAAGGGGCAAACUUGUUUGGACGCCUCUGCUUUUAUUGGUUCCUCUGGUUCUUGGACUUGAUAAAAUCAAUCCAAGGUAUAUCCCAUUAUUGCAAUCAAUUUUUAAAUUCCCUCAGAGCCUUGGUAUUUUGGGCGGUAAAAUAUUCUCAACAAAUAAUUGCCAUUUACUGACUUUAUUAAUUUAUUGCACUAUUCGGAUUAAACUUGUACAUCGUAUGUUCUCAACUGGCCUAGGUAGUAGCCCUUUAGUUUCAAAAGAAAUAGAUAAGUCAAAAAGUAAAAGUGAAAAACCAAGAAACCAUCUAGAGACAAUCUUAACUUAUCUAUAUUAUUAUGUUUUAUAUGUUUUUCAGGUUGUCAAUAUCAAUGGGGAAUCCCAAGAGACUAGUACCUCCUCAUACCAUAGCAAUGUUAUCAGGCACAUACCCCUAGAUUCAAUUGACCCAUCCUUGGCUAUUGGAUUUUACUGCCGAGAUAAAGAUGAUUUCGACGACUUCUGUUCCCGAGCUUCCAAGCUUGCUGAAGAAUCAAAUGGCGCCCCAUUAUUUACGGUAGCUCAGUCUUGGAGGUUCUUAUCGCAAACCGCUAGUAACAAUGGGCCGGGUGGCAACCUUGGAUUCCAAGAUGAUGAUUCCGUAGCUAUGGAUGUUGCGAACGAAGCUGGCAACAAUGAGGAUGAUUGGCAACUUCUGUAAUUCCAGAGUUGCGCAAGGUUGAUUUGAAGUCAUGGGUGGAAAAAUUUGUUGUUUGAUUCUCGUGUGCCUAAGCCUAAUUUGUCCUGUGUUGUUGAUGCCUAGUUUUUGGGGCUCUCCAUAAUAGGCUUUGUAGAAAAGUAAAUUAUACUGAAUAUGAUUCUUUGGCUUAAUUUAUUUGCUCAUUUGUUGAUAUAGCUAACUAGGUAUUUGUUGUACAUUACACGGCUAGUUUCCUUCAUAGUUGUUGCUUGUACCCUUCUGUUGGUUACGAAGUACAAACUCGUAGUUGGAUAAUACUUUUGAACUGUCAAAUAAAUGGUAGAAAGUGAUUCAGAAA